This is a messenger RNA of Staurois parvus, 839 nucleotides long. Lineage: Eukaryota; Metazoa; Chordata; Amphibia; Anura; Ranidae. The record is from the annotation of a GenBank genome assembly.
GUAGUAACAGUCCCUGCCUCGACUGGAGUUUUAUCUGCAUCUACACUAACAGCUGGCUUGAAAACCACCACUGCUUCUGUGGUGCCUGUUAAAACUUCCUCACCACCAGUUACACCAUCGACAACCAAUGGUGCCUCUGUGGUGUCAGCUACAACUCUAUCUCCUACUACUGAAGCACCAACUGCUAGCCCUGCCUUACACAAUACUGGAAAAAUUCGGAUAAUGGGCAGACUGCUAUGCCAGCUAACAGUCAGGCAGUUGCUGCAAGUAGUUCUGCCAUCAAGUUGGCAUCUACGAAUAUCUGCAUUGCAAAUACAACUUCUGUAGCAUCUGCCCCAAUUAUUGUGUCCAGUAUAGCUCCAGCUUCUACUGCAAUUACCACUGUAGCGACUGGAAAUAAUGGGGCACAGCAGAAGAAAACAAGCACCCCAGCAUUAAACUCCAGUGUUGUCCCAAAGCAAGCAGAGCCUUCAAGUAAACUGCAAAGCAUCCAACGUCCUAGUGCUUCAGAAUCAAUGGAUAAUGUGAAGAAAUGCAAGAAUUUUCUUGCAACACUAAUAAAACUGGCAUCCAGUGGACCACAGUCACCUACCAUGGGCCAGAAUGUGAAAAAUCUGGUGAAGAAUUUACUUGACUCCAAACUUGAACCAGAAGAAUUUACUACAAAACUCUACAAAGAACUGAAGUCCUCACCACAACCAUAUCUGGUUCCAUUCCUGAAGAAAAGUUUACCCUCAUUGCGCCGGAUGAUGCCGAACUCCCAGGAGUUUAUCUUACAAUGUGGUCCACAGAACCCAGCAACACCUGUCACUACCACCAACUCUCUCUCUUAUGUUAAG